AGGCUGUGUUGAUGUCACCGCCGCCCUGUAUCCUUCCUCGAGACCAGCUGUAGUCGUACCACCUGAGCACACGUCUCUUCAUCCCUCCUGACGAUUCGCGUUUCGAUUGGUGAUCACGUUGCCCACCUGGCCAACGAUGGUGGCGAAUAUGAAGACACCGAUCAGGUAGCUGACUAUCGUGAAGACGUACCUACGGAUCAGUAAGCGAGAAAAAGAGCCAAUCAGUUCAAGGAGGAUGUGAUCAGUGGCCUCGGUUCAUGGACGAGCGGCCCCCGCCGGAGCCUUUCUCCUCUUUCUCUCUUUAUAUUUCCCUGCUUUCUUAUGCCUUUCGUUCUUUCCUUCUUACUUGCCUCCGCCUCAUCGUUCUCUCCAUCUCCCUUUCUUUCCUUCGUUUCUGCUUCCUCGUGUGCAGCCUCUCCUUCCUCUCAGCUUACUCCAACGAUUACACACCGCUUCGUUCUCUGUUCGUUCGUUCGUGAUAUACAUUCGCUCUUGCUCGACUCAGAAAAAUGUACGGUCCACGAUUUUUCGUGACAUCAGGAAUACCCGAUAUACAGGAACCCUAACUACGAACGAUGAUUAACCGAUAUCCAUUAUGCGAGCUGUGGAGACACCGAGCAUGCUAACCUUCCUUAAGGAGAACGUUCCGGCCAUUUUUAUGCCAUCAUGACAACAUAUUCUGCGGGAGAUAUAAAAAUAUAUUGGACCCAGACACAGGACCAUAUUGUGCCGUGUAAGUCCCAGAUAUAGGAGCAAACGUUUGCCGUGAAAAUUUCAAAAUCAUUGGGUUCUUGAUCCAUCGUUAUGAUUAUUAAGCCCUAUUUUUGGUAAGAAGUAUACUGAUACCGUCAUACCAUCUAGGAUAAAAACAAAACAGAUAGAGUAUUUAAAUCGCCAAAAAUCAUACUCUGAAGUUUCAGUAAUCAUAAUACGUAAAUAAUCGGAAAUUUCUACUGACUUACUAUUUAACUAUGUGGACAUACAUGUAUAAACCUAAGAUUUGGUAAAAUAGAAGUUUAUUUACAUGUUCAACCGAUUUGUUUGAAUAGUCAUAUAAGGAUAUUCUAUCUGCACGUGCCUUCUGCGAAUGCAGCUUCGGUAAAUAAAUUGUGGAUUUAGUGAGUGUUGUACAAGUACCAAUUUCGAAAGCUACUCUUGGUAUAUAAUCUGGAGGAUUGAGGGUUUGUUCUCGUCGAAUAUGGUCUGCGUGUAACAGCUGAUGGUGAAGAAUUCUUCACACAAGUGGAUAACUGAUUGCUACUGCUGUUGAAAUUCCUUCCGUACUUGUUUCUAGAAUUUUUACAAUUGCCCUCUGGAGGCGGAUACGAGAGUUUAACACUGACAGAGGUUAAAAUAGAGGCUAAAAAUAUCAAGCUAUUCUUGCAGCAUGACUAAUUACCAGAAGCAGAAAACUCUAUACAAUAGAAAACUUAAACAAAAGAUUCUUUAAAUAUGUAAAUCAAUGAUCCGUGUUCAUUAGAAUUUUUCUUCCAUGUAAUGAACACCAGUGACCUUUACUGAUACAUUUAAAAGACUAUAGAUUGCUAAUACGUUUCUAAAAAAUUUUACGUUAUCGUAAAAAUAAGAUUUAUUUAUACCAUGAAAAUAUGUAUGAGUUUAAUGACGCAAAUAAUUUUGCAAUAGAGAAUCUAUUGUAAACUUUUUGUUCUUGUCAAAAAAUGUGGUGAACAUUAGCACAGUAAAAUAUUAAUGAAACAAUGUAAAAACUUGAACGUUGAUCGCCCCUGAUUCUUGUGCACGUCGCGUUUCGAAUAUGAUUUCUUUUUUAUUUUGUGUCGUCAGAAGAUACGAAGGUGGGUAUAUUAACGAAGGUACUCGAUCGGAGUCUAGAUAUAUCUGCUAGUCAGGAAGCAUUAAAGACUGUUAAUACCAAGAUGUCACUCGAGCAGAAAUUCAAAGAAGCGGCGAGUGCGUUCAAAGCACUUCUUACGCCGCCAACGGAAGAAGAAUAUACGCAGUGUUACGGACUAUUCAAACAAGCAACGGUGGGCGACGUUAACAUACCGGAUCCAGGGAUGAAAGAUCGGCAGGAGAAAAAGAAGUGGGACGCCUGGAAGGGAAAGGAGGGUAUGUCGAAGGACGCUGCGAAAGAAGAGUACAUCAAGCGUGUUGAUAUAUUAGUGAAAAAAGAUGAUGAUGAUUGAUAAUGCUCAUUGACUUUCAUACAUGUUUUGUAUGUCUAUAUGUAUUUCACGAUUUUUUAAAUAUAACUUUCUCAGAUAUGGGAGGCUGUUAUAAUAGUAGGUUAGGUUAGGUUUUCCUUGUACUUGAAAUAUUUAAAAGGCUUUUCAAAGCCUUAGAUAUUUUAUAUUACUUUUAUAUUUUUUAUGUAUGUUUAGAAUAAUUUCUUGAAUGUUCUGUAAGGUAGUGAGGAGUUUUUUUAUUCGUAUUAUCGCGUGGAAAAGAAAUAGAAAUUGAAAACUGUUUUAAAUAAUUCUUAUUUGUUUCAAUAAACGACGAAGAUCGGUUGUGAGCUUGGUGGGAAGGAAAUAAAAUAUGCUAUUGCGCUGCCUUUUGCAAUAAGCAACGAUUACAAUGCAUAAACCGUCCGCCAUUUUGAUUAAUUAGCCAGUUACGGCAGCUAUUUGAAUAUAUAGCAUACAUUUGAAUAUUCUUUCAUAUCCAUUUGUUAGUUAUACGCAGUAGUUCAUUAAAUUAUUAAUUAAAAUUCAUAAGUUAAAUUUA
Messenger RNA from Megachile rotundata (alfalfa leafcutting bee), 2706 nucleotides. Its product is annotated as putative acyl-CoA-binding protein. Gene Ontology annotation, molecular function: fatty-acyl-CoA binding. NCBI's taxonomy places the organism in Eukaryota, Metazoa, Arthropoda, Insecta, Hymenoptera, Megachilidae. The record is from RefSeq and is a predicted model, not a curated record. Gene Ontology annotation, biological process: fatty acid metabolic process.